AUGGCCAACCAGAUCGCAAUGGAAAGAUCAGCUUGUGAUCUGUGUCACACAAGAAAGGUGAAAUGCGAUCGGCUGGACCCUUGUAUGAAUUGCGUGGAUGCUCGUGCGGAAUGCCGACGAACCCGACCCAGACGCAGCAUGCGUCCCAGGGUUUCCCGAAUUGCCGGACUGUCGGAGAGGCUAUCGACUCUUGAGCAUGUUGUUUCCUACCCUUCAAGUGCUGCAGCCACCUCUUCACGGAGCUAUGCUCGAUCCCAAGCUUGGGAAUCAAAUAGUGCCAGAACAGAUCAGCCCAUAUCGUCUAGUGUUCCAGAAACUGUUAUCUGGAAUCUGAAUUCCGUGAAAAGGGAGACUCCUUGUCAGAGGGUCUCCGAGUCUCCAGCUGUGAGCGAGGACACGCCUAUUCACCAAGUCAGCGAGGCACGACGGUCAAUCCAACAGGAAUUGCAAAAUAGCAAUCAUCUAUCUCCCCAGAGGCGUACGGUUCUGGAGAACGCCUUAUUGCUGGUCAACAAGAUAACCGCAUCUUCCACAGAGCCUAAGGUUUUCAGUGGGAACCCGAGAUGUGCAGACGACCAUGACGCAUUUGUCCGGGAAGAGUUCUCUUUAGAAUUGUACCUUAUGAUGUCUAUGGAUAUAUCACAUCAGCACUCCGCUCAGAGACACUUCUACUGGCCCGACCAUAUAUCGAUCAGAUGCCUAGAGCACAUGAGCCUCUCGCUUGCAGAGGGCAAACUAGAUCGGCAGACAUCUCUGCAUUAUCAGGUUUGCGUUUACACCAAAGCACUGUUCUUUCUCGCCCGCGUACCGCAGCAGCGCUUGGGCCCGCGGCUCCGCACACACAUCAAAAAGACCCAAGAGCGAUACGCGUCCGCGGCUUUGCGGGCAUUGGAUCAGAUAAAUUUUGUUGGUACAUAUUCUAUCACUCUGGUUCAGGCCUUACUAUCGGCCGCACUCCUGCACCAAAUGCAGGGAUAUCCAACACGAGGCUGGACUCUCACGGCGUUCGCUUCGCAAAUACUUGUUGCCAUGAACUAUCAUACAAUCAGAGACGAUACUCCAGUUCGUUGUCAAGAGGAUCAAGAUGCUCGUUUCUGUCUUUUUUCUUGCUUCUACCUUGACAAAAUGCUGAGCAUGCUGCUGCUUCGCCCUCCUUCAUUGCCAAGGCUGAAACUCAACCCAGCGUCAUUAAUUCCGAUGGAAAGUGGCGCUCUCAGCCUGAUUGUCAAAACAAUGGUUGAGCUUGCUCAGAUUCAAGAAGCUGCAAUGGAUGUAGUCCAUAGGAAUCAUGGCCUCAGUGAUAUCAGCGACGUGGACACAACCCUUGACGCAGCCAUACAAAAUCUCGCUUCUUUGCGAGGCGUGAUUGACGAGCGAUGCCGUGAUUCUAGUUCUGCUUUACAGGUGGAAUGGAUUGCAACUGAGUUCCGAUAUCAUGCCAUUAUGGCAACAUUACUACACCUUAGCCCUAGGGUGCAAGCUCAACCUCAGGCUCGCGAAGAAUGCCUAGAACAAGCCCGCCACGCCUUCCAGGCCUUGAGACGAAUACACAAAUUACUCAACGAGGAUGAUAGCUUUGUCGGUACCUAUUCAAUGUUUUUAUCAGGGACCGUGCUUUCCUAUCCCAUGACUCCAUUUUACCUCUUGUUCUGCAAUGUGGUCGGAACCUCUAAUACGGAAGACUACCAACUUAUGCAUGAAACUACCAGAGGGCUGCAUCACUUUAUAGACACCAAUCCUCCUAUCUCCAAGCUAUACCACUUGUUUACCACGUUUCUCAACUUAUGCAGUCCGCUUAUGCAAGGAGACGGCAGCGUUAACUCGAUGGCUAUGCCACUGGACGAGACUAACUUGACUACGAUGCCAUCGAGUUCCGAAGCGGAAGUAAGUAUUCCGCAGGUUGAUGCUGAUAAUUACAUAUAUGAUAGCGCAACUCGCAGUGGUAUUGUCGAUGACGGGGCCAUAAAUCCAAAUAUGGUAUCCAACUGGAACAACGCGCAGAUGUGGGAGUUAUUCGGCGUCCAGCCUUCCCUUGAGUGGGUAGAUUCUGAGGUUUCUCACGUCAUACCGGAACGCUACCAAUAG
This is a messenger RNA of Aspergillus luchuensis, 2085 nucleotides long. Its product is annotated as Zn(II)2Cys6 transcription factor. The coding region runs from base 1 to 2085 and encodes 694 amino acids. Gene Ontology annotation, biological process: DNA-templated transcription; regulation of DNA-templated transcription. NCBI's taxonomy places the organism in Eukaryota, Fungi, Ascomycota, Eurotiomycetes, Eurotiales, Aspergillaceae. The transcript has 8 exons. Gene Ontology annotation, molecular function: DNA binding; zinc ion binding; DNA-binding transcription factor activity, RNA polymerase II-specific. The record is from RefSeq and is a predicted model, not a curated record.